AUGCAUCAGACACGCAGACAAGGCAAUUUUGAAAAACCGAUCGCCGGUAUGCUACCAAGAUUUCUAUCUUUGCCACAGCUAGCUGCUAGAUAUGGUUCACGUUACUCUUCUCAUGCUGCUGGAUCUUAUAAAUCGAAUACAAUCCAUGAUAUGCACAAUGCAUACCUGAAGGGCGUUCCAUUGACCAUGUGUACUGCCCACGAUUACAUUACAGCCAACUGGGUUCAUGAAGCGAGUUGUGACAUGCUUUUGGUGGGUGAUUCCUUGUCGAUGACGUCGCUCGGUUACGACUCUACCACUGAUUUACCCUUCGAUGAGUUCAAAUACCAUGUACGAUCUGUCUGUCGGGCUCACGGCCCUUCCAUGGUCGUAGUAGAUAUGCCUUUUGGCAGUUUUGAAGCCAGUACCGAACAGGGUCUAUCGAAUGCUAUUGAAGUGAUGAAGCUGAGCAGCAAAGUGACCUCUUUGAAACUGGAGGUGGGUCUACACACUAGGGACAGUUAUACAAUCAACCUCAUAAAAGAGAUCUGCUCUAGAGGUAUUCCAGUUAUGGGACAUAUAGGUCUCACCCCUCAAAAGGCUCAUUCCUUGGGUGGGUUCAAAGUACAAGGCAACAAGACAUUGAAUGGGAUGGUAGAACUACAAGAGACUGCUCUUUUGUUACAGGAAGCAGGCUGUUGGUCUUUGCUGAUUGAGUGCGUCCCGCAUAAACUUGCUCAACAUUUGACCUCUCGACUUUCGAUUCCGACUAUUGGAAUUGGUGCUGGAAAUGGGACCAGCGGACAAGUGCUUGUGGUAAGCGAUCUUUUAGGAAUGAAGCAAGGAAGUGUCCCAAAAUUUGUGAAGCAGUACUCUCAUUUAUGCACAAGUGCUGUGGAAGGCAUCAGAUCAUACAAUUCAGAUGUACAAGAGGGAAGGUUUCCUGAUAAGGACAUUCAUACCUUUAAGAUCAAGGACGAUCUGUGGAAGAGCUUUAUAGAGAAGUCCAAACAACUUUGA
This is a messenger RNA of Torulaspora delbrueckii, 999 nucleotides long. It is a transcript of the gene ECM31, whose product is annotated as 3-methyl-2-oxobutanoate hydroxymethyltransferase. The record is from RefSeq and is a predicted model, not a curated record. Bases 1 to 999 code for a protein of 332 amino acids. The transcript has a single exon. Gene Ontology annotation, cellular component: mitochondrion. Gene Ontology annotation, biological process: pantothenate biosynthetic process. NCBI's taxonomy places the organism in Eukaryota, Fungi, Ascomycota, Saccharomycetes, Saccharomycetales, Saccharomycetaceae. Gene Ontology annotation, molecular function: 3-methyl-2-oxobutanoate hydroxymethyltransferase activity; magnesium ion binding.